Molecule: messenger RNA, 586 nt
Organism: Frieseomelitta varia
Lineage: Eukaryota; Metazoa; Arthropoda; Insecta; Hymenoptera; Apidae
Exons: 3
Coding region: 1-348 (115 amino acids)
Source: RefSeq, a predicted model, not a curated record
AUGACGAACGUGAUGGGUGAAAUAAUCGUCCGCAUCGAUAAACCGAGUAAUCCAGGGAAGAGAGGCGGAGAAAUGGUGGAAAUAUUUAACGGUGGCGGAAUGGAAGACCUCUGGCAAGUCAGAAGGCUGGAAAAGCUGAGUGAGAGAAUCCCGAGAAAAAAUAAAAUUACAACACAAGUUGUAAAUUCACGAGAGAAAAUCUUCAAGGAACGUUUAAACGAACGAAGCAGAUGGCAUGGCCAUUCUAAAUCCGAGGCCAAUAACAAACGACAGAGAUACAACCGUUCCCUCGAGGAAGCAGUAGAGAUGAAGAAGACUGUGAAGACGAAAACAAACGACACUCGAUAAGGGAGGAUUUAGGAAGAAAUGUAUCGGUCUACGACGCGGCACGGAGCAUUCACGUCGCACUCCGACGGUUGAAGAAGAAUGAAAAGAGCGAAACGGAAAGGGACAGCGUCGAGUUACGAGAGUCGAACCUAUUUUCGGUCGGCGAAAUGCAAGUAGAACGAUAGUCCCGUGAUGCAUCGCGGCAUAUGGCGUAAAUCAAGCAGCUGCGACGACUGAUUCCAGCGGUACCAACCCACGC